AUGGCCAUUCAGAGACAGAUUCCCAUGAUUAUUGUCCUCGUCCUCGGCUUCACCGUGCGAUCCUUUGGCCUUGCGACGCUUCUUUUCCUCUUCACCAUGGGUUUUGUGGCGAGCAUCGACGUUUUGACGGCCGACGUCAAGGGCCUGCAGAGUCUCCUGGGCCAGGGCCAUGUGACGAGCCGCAGCUUGGUCGAGUCCUACCUCGCCCAGAUUGACAGGCACGAUGGAUACUUGCACGCAAUGAUUCAGAUCACGCCGACGCACCUCUUGUCUGAGAGAGCCGGCCAAAUGGACCGGGAGCGACGGGCUGGUAGUAUUCGCGGCCCUCUCCACGGCAUCCCCAUCAUCAUCAAGGCAAGUGUCUUGGGCAAGUCUACGACUGCUCUCGGAGGCUCCAUGAUGCCCAGCGGAUGGUCCGCUGUCGGUGGUCAAACGCAGUCUGCGUACGUGCGUGGCGGACUUGACCCCGACGACUCAAAGGACGGUCACAGUAAUCCCUCGGGCUCAUCCACGGGAUCAGCCGUGGCCGUGUCCGCCGGCUACGCGCCCGUCUCGAUCGGUGCUGAGACCGACGGGUCGCUCAUCUGCCCUGCUGGAAGAGCGUCUCUGUACACCAUUAAGCCAGGCAUAGGCUUUGUUCCGCAAGACGGUAUCGUGCCCAUCUCGAGCCACUUUGACUCUGCUGGUCCCAUGGCCAAGACUGUCUAUGACUUGGUCGUGGUGCUAGAUGCCAUACGUAGCAAUCAAGGAUCCAAGUCGCUGGUGCAUAAUAUCACGGGCUCUUGGGAGGAUAUUUCGGUGGGCACACUCGACCCAGAGGUGUGGAAAUAUCCCGAUACAAUUAUGAAACCGGUAACCGAGGCCACAGAACAAAUACUUCGCGACAUCAACGGAGCAUACGACAUCAUCAAGGGAAAAGCCAAGAGAUUCGCGGCAAACGUUCCGCUGGCUACACCGGACAGCUUUGAACUAGAUGGGGAAAACAGCGAAACAGUCAUCAUACAGACUGACCUCAAGACCCAACUCAACUCGUUUCUACAAGACUUGAACGAGAGCAAAGUUCGCAGUCUCGAGGAUAUAAUCUAUUUUAACAAACAACAUGCCGACCAAGAGCUGCCCACCCACCACCCUAGACAGGACCUCUUCAUUGAAGCUCAAGAGAGGCACGUCUCCGUGCAAGAUUACAAUAGACAUCUAAAGCACCUCGAAAAUGCUGCAAGAGGGGACGGAGUAGACCACAUUCUACAACAAUACGAAGUUGAUGUCAUCAUUGGUCCAGCUGACAGUUUCUUGACCAGCAUGGCGACUGGCAGUGGAUAUCCCGUGGCAGGGAUGCCACUAUCGUACCUCGACUUUAACGGCAGGGCCUUUGGUCUCGCCGCAAUUGCAGGCCAGAACCAAGAGGCUUUGCUUGUCAAGGUGCUCAGUGCCUGGGAGGCAACGUUUCCACCCCGCAAACCUCCUCCCAUGCUCGUCAACUAA
Metarhizium brunneum ARSEF 3297 is the source of this 1482-nucleotide messenger RNA. RefSeq lists its product as uncharacterized. The record is from RefSeq and is a predicted model, not a curated record. Lineage: Eukaryota; Fungi; Ascomycota; Sordariomycetes; Hypocreales; Clavicipitaceae.